UCAUUAUGGAAAGAAUGGUGAAUCCACAUCAUUGGGUAGAAUGGAUCUUUGGAGUUACAAAAAAUGGAAAACAGCUGAAAAGUGACUUACAGCUCUUGCACGGUUUUACAAGAAAAGUUAUUCAAGAAAAGAAAAAGAAACUUUUAUGUGGAGGCGCUGAUACUGGGAAACGGAAAAGGAAAGCAUUAAUGGAUUUAUUACUAGAACAUCACUUGGAAACAAAGGAUCUCAGUGAGGAAGAUAUCAGAGAAGAGGUCGACACAUUCACUUUUGAGGGUCACGAUACUACUUCUAUGGGAAUAAGUUGGGCUUUGUAUCUAAUAGGACUUCACAAAGACGUCCAAUCAAAACUUCACGAAGAAACGGACAGGAUAUUUGGAAAUGACACUGAAAGGCCCGUAACUGUUGACGACCUUAAUGGCAUGAAUUACCUCGAGUGUGUUCUAAAGGAAUCCCAGAGGCUGUAUCCUUCUAUACCUAUGAUAGGAAGGGAAGUUGAUGAGGAUACCAGCAUUUGUGGUUACACAAUACCUAAAGGAACUUCAUGUAUAGUAUUAACUUACCAACUUCAUCGUGACAAAGAUGUUUUCCCAGAUUCCGAAAAGUUUGAUCCCGAUCGUUUCCUACCAGAAAAUUCUCUUAAUCGUCAUCCUUUUGCCUAUAUCCCAUUUUCUGCUGGUCCAAGAAACUGCAUAGGUCAGAGAUUUGCUGUCAUGGAGCAGAAGACCAUAAUCUCUCAUAUUUUAAGAAACUAUACGCUGGAGUCACUGGAUCCAAGGGAUACCAUUCCACCAGCAACAGAGCUUAUUUUACGGUCAUCAAAAUCGAUCAGAGUUAAAUUUAGGUCCAGAUAUCCGAACGAAAUCUCAGUCAAUGAGAAAAAUACAUUACUGGCAAGAGUUUAAAAUAUAUUUCAUUCGUCAUUUCAAACGAAAUUUACAUAAGUUUCUUAUAUGCAUACACAUCUUUAAUCAACUAACUAAACAAACAGCAAUAACAAAAUUUAUUUCUAAAAGAAAAUUUUUGUUUAAAAACUUAAGAAGACAAUGCAGCUAUGUUCAGAGUACCGUCAGUUCGUAACAUUGAUAACAUUUAUUUCAUCCUAGUAUGAAAAAGUGAACAUGGUUAUUAAAAAUGAAUGUUUGUAAUUGUUAAAAAAAGGCAUAUUUAAAUUUCAUUUUGUUUCUUUUUUUACAUCAAUCCUGACAAUUAAUUAAUAUUAG
Stegodyphus dumicola is the source of this 1223-nucleotide messenger RNA. Its product is annotated as cytochrome P450 4V2-like. The record is from RefSeq and is a predicted model, not a curated record. NCBI's taxonomy places the organism in Eukaryota, Metazoa, Arthropoda, Arachnida, Araneae, Eresidae. Gene Ontology annotation, molecular function: oxidoreductase activity, acting on paired donors, with incorporation or reduction of molecular oxygen; heme binding; iron ion binding.